Messenger RNA from Megalops cyprinoides (Indo-Pacific tarpon), 1573 nucleotides. Its product is annotated as transmembrane protein 68-like. Gene Ontology annotation, molecular function: acyltransferase activity. Gene Ontology annotation, cellular component: membrane. The transcript is spliced from 7 exons. Lineage: Eukaryota; Metazoa; Chordata; Actinopteri; Elopiformes; Megalopidae. The record is from RefSeq and is a predicted model, not a curated record. Bases 393 to 1388 code for a protein of 331 amino acids.
UCACCUGUCGAUAAAUCAAAAUAGUAAUUCGGUAGCUUCUAUUAUUAGGUACAAUGUCGUGAUCCCGGUGUAACCAGCCUGGCAGCAAGCCAUUGAAACUUUUUUUUCUAUCUCGUCUUAUUUAGCUACAAGGUCAAUUUGUUAGCUAGCAAGCUAUCAAUUCGUCAGAACACAGUUAAUACUAGCUGACCAGCUAUUAGCUAGCUGGUUAGCCGUUUGUUUUUCUCUGCGUUUGCUCUGGCACAUUUUUGACCUUUUGCUUUACUUUUUCAAUAUGUGGUACUAGGCACCUGCUAUGCUGUGGCGCUAGCUAGCCAGGUCUGGUCACUGUCAGAAGCAGUCCUGGUACAACUUUGAUGUCUUUCUUUGGGAGAAGCUAGCAGUGUGACAGGAUGCCUCAUGGGAAUGAGUCCUGCAUGAAGGGACAUGAAACGGCCAGCUAUUUCACCUGCUUAAUUCACCUGUGGGAGGAGUGGGCUGGACUUGGAUGUCUGGAAGAUUACCUCAGCUACCUUGAUUACCUGGUUUGGGUUUUCACCCCCUUGGCCAUUGUGUUCAUUCUACCCUUCUUCAUCCUGUUGUUUCUCUACCUCUCCAUCCUCUUCCUCCAUGUCUACAAGCGUAAGAAUGAACUGAAGGUGGCUUAUUCCAACAACCUCUGGGACUGCGCAAGAAAGACACUAGCUACCCUGUGGGAUGGUCAUGCAACCAUAUGGCAUGGUUAUGAAAUACACGGCUUGGAGAAGAUACCAGACAAAGGCCCGGCACUUAUUGUUUAUUAUCAUGGAGCUAUUCCCAUAGAUUAUUAUUACUUUCUAGCCAAUGUCAUCAUUCAGAAGGGGAGGACGUGCCACUCUGUUGCUGACCACAUACUCUUCAAGAUGCCAGGGUUCAAGCUGUUGCUGGAGGUGUUCAGCGUGAUGCAUGGGCCCCAGGAGGAGUGUGUGAAGGCCUUGAGAAAUGGACAUCUCCUGGGCAUCUCUCCAGGAGGAGUGCGGGAGGCCCUGUUCAGUGACGAGACCUACCCGCUGCUGUGGGGCAAGCGCAAGGGCUUUGCUCAAGUGGCUAUUGAUUCCAAAGUGCCCAUAAUUCCUAUGUUUACACAAAAUGUCCGGGAAGGAUUUCGAUCUCUUGGAACCUUAAGGUUUUUCAGAUGGGUGUAUGAGAGGUUUCGAUUGCCAAUUGCACCGGUGUAUGGCGGUUUUCCUGUGAAGUUUCGCACUUACUUGGGUGAUCCGAUUCCAUAUGAUCCUAAUGUAACUGCAACCGAAUUAGCAGAAAAGGCACAGCAAGCUGUUCAGUCUCUCAUUGAUAGACACCAAAAAAUACCUGGAAAUGUUCUUCGGGCCCUUUUAGAGAGAUUUCACGGAAGAAGCAAAGAAGAAUAAGAUUUUUUUUUUCCCCCUUUUUAUGGUGAAGCCUCACACAGUUUAAAUCUUCUUUUACUAUGUUAAAUGGGCAAAGUGAUAGUAUUAUCAGAAGUAUAGUAUUAUCAAAACAAUAUUUUUGCUGUUGUCCAGAUUCAAGCUGUUGUCCAGUGGUUUUUUUUACUUGUGUUUUCACACAAAAGGUU